Messenger RNA from Megalops cyprinoides (Indo-Pacific tarpon), 943 nucleotides. Its product is annotated as ATP synthase subunit C lysine N-methyltransferase-like. Lineage: Eukaryota; Metazoa; Chordata; Actinopteri; Elopiformes; Megalopidae. Gene Ontology annotation, molecular function: protein-lysine N-methyltransferase activity. The transcript is spliced from 6 exons. Gene Ontology annotation, cellular component: mitochondrion. Bases 8 to 688 code for a protein of 226 amino acids. Gene Ontology annotation, biological process: regulation of mitochondrial ATP synthesis coupled proton transport; peptidyl-lysine trimethylation; positive regulation of proton-transporting ATP synthase activity, rotational mechanism. The record is from RefSeq and is a predicted model, not a curated record.
GUCAGUCAUGUUGUAUACCAGUACACUUGGGAAAGCGUUUCAGGUGCGAUUUGUGAUGGACGAUUCUAUCGAAGUCUUCCUCCAGGAUAGGAGUGUGAGGUUCCUGCAUCGUCACCAGGACAAACCAGUGCUCACAGCGUCCACCGGAGCCUUGCUGGCUGGUUUCUACGGACUGUGGACAAUGUUUGCUCUGCCGGGCUCCCGGAAGGUGCCCAUAAGGCUCAAGGUGCCCUACCUGCCAUCGAGUGCCACACAGACCAGGAAUGUAAUGAAACUCUUAGAGGGACGGCAAGGCUCUCUUGCUGAUCUGGGAUCAGGUGAUGGCAGACUGGUGUUUGCAGCAUCCUCUGCAGGGUUCCAGUGCACUGGAUUUGAAAUAAACCCUGUGCUGCUGGCCUACUCCAGAGGUAAGGCACGGUGGAGGGGGCUCCCAACCAGCCAGGCCAACUUUGUAAACAAGGACUUCUGGAAGACUGACCUUUCAAGAUAUGACAAUGUCACAGUAUUCUUAGCCCCUGGCGUGAUGGAGGCCUUGGAGCAGAAGCUGCUAGCAGAGCUGCCUGACCAUGCCAGAAUCAUCGCCUGCCGUUUCCCCUUCCCCCACUGGGCAGCCUUUCACUCCGAGGGAUCUGACCUGGACCAGGUGUGGGCCUACAACAUCAGCGCUGUCCGCAAGCCUGCCAUGUGACCUCCGUCCUCACCAACACCCUGUGACCUGCACUAUACCUAGUAUACAACAUGUACAUUCAGUGGAUGAGUAAUCCCGACUGCCAGUUCAAGUAUUUUUUUUUCCCAGCACAUACUAAGGAAUGCUGUAUAGUACCAAAGCUGUUUCCUUUUUCAGCACAUGACACCUGAUAACUUUAUAAAUAUUUCUGCAGCAAGUUGUCUUUUUUACCCACAAUGCACCAGCAAAACAAAAAAUUAUGUGGUGAAGUAAAAA